CGAGAGACAGUUUCGUUAUCUUUGACAAAACACACGUGAACGCUAUCUUCACGAAGCGGGAACGAUUUUGCAUUGUUUGUUCUUAUUUCAUCGAUCAGAUCUAAGCUGUGAAAAUGGCGUAUAAAGGGCAGAAGGUCCAGAAAGUGAUGGUCCAACCGAUUAAUUUAAUUUUCAGAUAUCUUCAGAAUAGGUCAAGAGUUCAGAUCUGGUUGUACGACCAAUCAAAUCUCAGGAUCGAAGGGCAUAUCAUUGGUUUUGAUGAAUACAUGAAUGUAGUACUAGAUGAUGCAGAGGAGUAUCACAAGAAGAACAAGACAAGAAAACCACUUGGACGGAUAUUACUGAAAGGGGACAACAUCACAUUGAUUCAGAAUGUCCAGCAGGCUGCGUAGUAGUACCUCAACAGUGUCACCUUGUAUAUUAUACCAUUAUGGAACGAAUCAUUCCUGUCCUGUCUUGUAACUUCAACAUUUAUUGAUGAACCAGGGCCCCCCUUACAAAGAGUUUUGAUUGUU
This is a messenger RNA of Lytechinus variegatus (green sea urchin), 515 nucleotides long. RefSeq names its product small nuclear ribonucleoprotein E-like. Gene Ontology annotation, cellular component: U1 snRNP; U2 snRNP; precatalytic spliceosome. Gene Ontology annotation, molecular function: RNA binding. The transcript is spliced from 5 exons. The record is from RefSeq and is a predicted model, not a curated record. Bases 114 to 392 code for a protein of 92 amino acids. Gene Ontology annotation, biological process: mRNA splicing, via spliceosome; spliceosomal snRNP assembly. NCBI's taxonomy places the organism in Eukaryota, Metazoa, Echinodermata, Echinoidea, Temnopleuroida, Toxopneustidae.